Malurus melanocephalus (red-backed fairy wren) is the source of this 2550-nucleotide messenger RNA. RefSeq names its product innate immunity activator (gene INAVA). The record is from RefSeq and is a predicted model, not a curated record. Gene Ontology annotation, biological process: adherens junction maintenance; positive regulation of protein ubiquitination. The transcript is spliced from 9 exons. Bases 548 to 2281 code for a protein of 577 amino acids. Lineage: Eukaryota; Metazoa; Chordata; Aves; Passeriformes; Maluridae.
GCUCUUCCCUCCGCUCAAGCCCAGACCCGUCCGUGCCCCGGCGCAGCAGAGCCGGCAGCGGCGGCGGGCCCAGGUAAGGGAUUCUCACACCCCGCCGGGACCCCCGGGAACCCCGCCCUGCCUCUGGCCGCCCACUGCGACGUGGAGCGGGUUGGGGAAACUGAGGCACGGCGAGGUGACGGCGCUGGAAGAGCGGGGAUCCGCCUCUAGCCCAGACGGAAAAGAAAGGAAGACUGGGAGAAGUGCUCAGAGAAACCAGUUGGGGGGGGGGGGGGGCGGCCACUCCCGCCGCACCCUGACCACCUUUGAACCCCUCGAGUUCGUCACCUUCCCCCCGCCCCGUGCUGUCCGCACCCUUUAUUUAUGGUAGGACCUACAAGAAAGCAAAGCAAACACGGCCUCGUCUCCCCGCCGUCGCUAUCGAAACACGACUGGGGUGACAUGAGGGGUUUUGGAGGCGCAGGGUGCGGAGCACCUAGUGGGGCAGCCCAGCUGGGCCGUGGGGAAGAGCUGUGUCCCGCUGUUACCCGCAGGGUCCCGGAGCGCCAUGGGGGAGGCAAGUGACACGGACAGCGGGAUCAUGCUGCACUCGGGCCCCAACAGCCCGGUGUCCCCUCUGAAGGAGCGGGUACAGGCAGGGCGGCGGCAGCAGCAGGCGCUGGAGGCCCGGCUUGACAGUUGCAUCCAGGAGCUGCGGCAGCUGUGCCUGCGUGAGGCGGAGCUGACAGGGACCCUGCCUUGCGAGUAUCCCCUGAAAGCCGGUGAGAAGAUCCCCAAGGUCCGUCGCAGGAUUGGGGCUGCCUUCAAGCUGGAUGAGAUCAUCGUUCUGCGUGGGAUGGACCCUCUGGAACGGGAGCGGGCUCUGCAGCUGCAGAUUGCUGAGGCCUCCCGCCGGCUCUGCCAUGAGGAGAACAUCGACCGGCGGGUGCGCAAAAGGCGGCAGACAGCAGCGCUCCGGGAGGAGCAGAAGCUGCGUGACUUGGAGCAGGUCCUGAGCCAGCGGCGGCUCCUGGCUGGGCAGAGGGACACUGGCACUGCUGAGGGUGGCGUGGGAGAGAGGAGCGGAGGCCCGCGGGGACGCGCUGGGUGGUGGCGGGGCCGUGGGAGCGCUUUGGCACCCGGAGGCGGCCCUGGCUCCUUUCUCACAGGGCCCUGCCCCACAGAACUCAGUGCCUCUGACGAGAGUUCCCUGUCCGACACCGGCCUGCUGGAGGAUGAGGACACACAGCCGCCAGGACCUGCCAUCCCACAGAGCUCCCCAUCUCCCAAGAACCCCACCAAGGAGGAGGAUGAAGGGUUGGGGACUCUGAUGGUCCCACCCCACUCCUGGCGGGAGACCAGCCUGGACAGACCCUACGAGAGAGCCAAAAAUCCUGGCAUUGACCCUGAGGAUGGGGAAACCCAGAGCUCCCAAUGCUAUCUUGGGUCCCUUAGGGCUGCCCCCACCAGCCCCAUGGCCCCCAGUAGCCCUGAUCCCACAGGUUCCCUGGUGUCCAGGAUGAGAGACCCUUCCUACCAGUUUGUCCCCAUCCAGACCCUGGUGCUGUGCCGGCAGGCAGGUUCCAGUGCUCCCAGCACCCCUGAGCCAUCAGGACGCCGGGGACAGACCCAGUCUCUGAGGGUGGACCCAUGCUGGCAGCCGGCCGAGCCACGAGGCCGCAGCACUGCACCCCGCCGGCGCCCCACCUACUACACGGUCACUGUGCCCAUGUCCUGCCUGCCAGCCCCCGGCCCUGCGUGCUGCUCUGGCUCAGAUGACAGCAACUCUGACCUCUCCAGCAUCUCCCAUGCCACCUCCCCAGGCAGCAGCAGCCCCGACGUGUCCUUUGCAGUCCCGCUGCCCCUUGCCGAGCCCGGUUACUACCCGCGGGGUGCUCUCCAGUUCCUGCCACCCGCUGGCCCCGCAACGUUCCUGUAUGAGCAGGAUCUGGCCCCGCUGCGCUACCAGCGCCUGGUGCCCUCACGCAGCCGCAUCGUGCGCACGCCCUCGCUCAAGGACUACGCACCUGCUGGGGCCCGGGGGCUCUCCAAGGCCGCCGUCACCGAGGAGCUCAAGUCAUGGCACCAACGUGCCCGCCUCAGAGGUGCCCGGCCCCACUCCCUUGACCGGCAGGGAGCUUUCCGGAGACCCCAUGGUGGGACCACUAGGGACAUGCCUGUUGCUCGUGGAGUCCUGUCACUGGUUCAGGGCCCCCCGGUGCAGGUGCUGCGGCGCUCGGCAGCCGGUGUGCCCAUGCAGGUUUACGUGCCCGAGAGCAGCGAGAUCGUCACACAAGUGUGAGUGCCCACACCCCCACCCCGGGGCGGGGGGCACAUCCUGGCUGGCCCAGGGAUGGCAGGGAUGUCUUGUGCCUCCCCACCCUGGUGUGGGGGCAUAGGCAAGAGCCACAGCAGAGCAGCAGGGGCUGGUCCCCACCUUGUGUUCCCUUACUGACACUGGGAUGCUGAUGGUGUCACUGUGACCCCAGUACUUACAGUGACCUUGAUGUCACCACCAUCCUCAAUUUGGGGCUCCAGUCUCUAAUAAAGGUGUUUUUUUGGGAUAUGUCA